UUUCACCGGAGCGUUUUAAGAAGGCCAAAAUACUCAUUGAACGCAAUCCCCGCUUGCUUCUCGUUCCGAUGCCAGAAACACCUGGUAAGGGGGAUCUACCUGGCGUCCAGAAAGAGGUUCUACACAUACGCGAUUUGGCUGUUGGGGGACCGGUUGAAACCACGUUAUUGAGAAAACCCACUCCCGUCGAGGUUCUCAAGGAAGUUAGCCACCACGAAAUUGUCCAUUUCGCCUGCCACGGAGUGUCCAACAUCAACAACCCUUCCGACAGCCACCUAAUUCUGUUCAACCAGGAUGGGGAUAAAGCUGAUAACCUCCGGGCUCGAGAUAUAUCGAAUCUUGUUGCGCAAAAUGCACAGAUUGCAUACCUUUCUGCCUGCUCCUCAGCUAAAAAUUCCUCGGACGACUUAGCCGACGAAGCCAUACACCCUGCUAGCGCAUUUCAGCUCGCAGGGUUUAGCCAUACCCUCGCAAACUUGUGGGAUACUGAUGAUCUUGCGGCCUGUGAAGUUGCGAGUGAUUUCUAUGACUUGCUUUUAAAAAAUCGGGGGCACUGCGACGAUGACCACCAGCUAGUCUCCGCCGCAUUUCACAAGUCGGUGAAGAAACUUAGGGAUCGGAUACCUGGAAAACCCCUUGUAUGGGCCCCCUUUAUACACACGGGUGCC
Messenger RNA from Tuber aestivum (summer truffle), 668 nucleotides. Lineage: Eukaryota; Fungi; Ascomycota; Pezizomycetes; Pezizales; Tuberaceae. The record is from the annotation of a GenBank genome assembly.